AGCUGAUACAGACAGGAUCGUUAGAAGAGAGAAGAACCUCCUGCAGGUGCUGGUGGAGACCAGACCGGGAGAUUAUUGGAAAAGUCUUCCCGUAGCUCAUUCAUGAAGAUUGAGGUGUCCUGAAGCAUCAUUCAGAAACUCCAUAACUCCUCCGGACCAGAACUGAGACCAGAACCGAGACCAGGACCGAGACCUGGGGGUCCUGCGGCUACAGCAAUGGUUGCUGGGAGGCAGAGAGUCGGGGCGUCGCCUCCAGAUGGAGGCUGGGGAUGGAUGGUGGUCGCUAGCUGCUUCAUGGUGACGGUCUGCACACGUGCAGUGACCAGGUGCCUCUCCAUCUUCUUCGUGGAGUUCCAGGUCUCCUUCGGGGCGGACUACUCCGCCACCGCCUGGAUCCACAGCCUGGUGGACUGCACCACCAUGCUCUGCGCUCCGGUCGGCAGCCUGGUGGAGAGCCGCUGGUCCAGCAGGGGGGUGGUGAUGCUGGGUGGAGUCCUGUCGUCCUGCGGCCUCCUGCUCGGCUCCUUCUCCACCAGUCUGGAGCUGCUCUACCUCAGCAUAGGGCUCCUCACAGGUCUGGGAUUUGCCCUCUGCUACAGCCCGGCCAUCGCCCUGGUGGGGUGCUACUUCCGGCGCAGGAAGGCGCUGGCGUACGGCGUGGCCAUGUCGGGGAGCGGCAUCGGCACGUUUGUGCUGGCCCCGGCGCUGCAGGUGCUGAUCCAGAUGUACUCGUGGAGGGGGGCGCUGCUGAUCCUCAGCGCCUUCGUCGCCAAUCUCUGCGUCUGUGGGGCCCUGCUGCGGCCAAUCACGGUGCAGGAAGAGGAGCCAGAGGGGGAGGACGGUACGUGCAAACUCUGACUGCCAUCUUUACUACCCCCGCCCCUGAGAAACAACCCCGCUGCAAUGAGAAGGAGGUGGUGCUUCAGCUCCUGCUUCCUUUCCAGGAAUGAGUGCAGCUUCCUGCGCCGGCCGGACUUCCUGGGUCUGGCGGUGUCCUUCCUGUUCCUGGCCGCCGGAUGCAGCCUGCCUUUCGUCUACCUCGUACCAUACGCUCUGAGCACCGGUGUCAGCCACCAUCACGCCGCCUUCCUUAUGUCCAUCCUUGGAGUCAUCGACAUCGUGGGGAACAUCACCUUCGGCUGGCUGACAGACAGAAGGUGCCUGAGGUCACGCCGCCUGGUCUGCUACAUCGUCUCCGUGGCGAUGGAGGGUGUCUGCUGCCUUUUUGCACCGCUGCUGCGAAGCUUCGAGCUCCUGGUGCCGUUCGCCGUCCUCUACGGCUACUUCGACGGCGCCUACGUGGCUCUGAUCCCCGUGGUGAUGUCAGACAUGGUUGGUGUUCGGUGCCUGUCCUCCGCGCUGGGCGUGGUCUACUUCCUACACGGCUUUCCCUACCUGAUCAGCCCACCGAUUGGAGGCUGGUUGGUGGACAUGACAGGAAGCUACUCGGCCACCUUCCUCCUCAGCGGCGCCGCCCUGCUGGCCAGUGCGCUCGUCCUCUCUGCCGUCGCCGGGAUUCGCCGCUGCUGCCGUCAACUUGAUGCUCACAAGCCCCUCCCCGUCAGCCCGGACGACCAAUCAGGCUGUCCCAACAAGGAAACCAUCAAAGGGGGCGUGGCCUUGUCGGCGGAGAGAAGCUGAAACGUCACUGUGACACGACGGACAUCUGGACAAACCUUCGACGGCAAACGGGACGCCAGCCAACCAACGAGGACGAGUUCGGAGAAACGGCGAGCUAGCCCCUGAACGAAGACGUCUGCGUGACGUAUUCAAAGUCCUGCCAUCCCGACAAAAAAAAUCAGACUGUAAAUAUGUUUAUUUUAACAUGAAGGUUG
Messenger RNA from Cololabis saira (Pacific saury), 1835 nucleotides. It is a transcript of the gene slc16a12b, whose product is annotated as solute carrier family 16 member 12b. Lineage: Eukaryota; Metazoa; Chordata; Actinopteri; Beloniformes; Belonidae. The transcript has 8 exons. Gene Ontology annotation, biological process: monocarboxylic acid transport; transmembrane transport. The record is from RefSeq and is a predicted model, not a curated record. Gene Ontology annotation, molecular function: monocarboxylic acid transmembrane transporter activity.